Messenger RNA from Moneuplotes crassus, 878 nucleotides. Lineage: Eukaryota; Ciliophora; Spirotrichea; Euplotida; Euplotidae. The record is from the annotation of a GenBank genome assembly.
AAAAUGGAUAGCAUUCCCAAAGUUGUUGAAGAAGAGAACACAGAGAUAAUCACUCUAGAGAAGUCUAUUCUGGAAGAAACCAAAGAACAAGACAUCAACAGAUGCCAGAGCAUUCUCUCUAAGAUCUAUCCUGAGAAAGAAGAGAUUAAGCCAUUGGAUCCAGACUCUGAAGAAGUUCCAGAAAAUAGUGAACUUAUGAUUGAUCUCAGAAAUGCAAAGCUUUCGAAAAGUUUAAAGAAUCUCAAAUUAUUUGAUAUUAAUCGGAUUGUUUUUAAUUAUGUCAAUUCAAAAAAUAAGCAUUUUCUAAAUUUCUUAGAAUCCUCAUUUCCAAAUAAAACUAAUGUACUCCAUUUUUACUCCUGGAAUAAAAUGGAUCUGAAUAGGUCGAAUUACUUAAACUCAUUGCUCAGGCUCAGCUCUAAAGUAGUCCAGACAGUUACGAUACAAUAUUUCUGCAUUGGGCUGCCCCAACUGAAGAGACUGGUGGCAGCUUACAAGCAUACCAGAGGGUUAGUAUUUCUUCGUUGCAAGCUAUCUAUUCCAAGUGUUCCUGAUUUUUCAAAGGCUCUUACAAAUUGCCAAAUCCAGAAAAUAGGCUUUGAAGGAUCAGGAAACUAUUAUUUCAGUGAGUGGGAGGACAGUCCUGACCAGUUCAAGAACUUGAUACAAGGGCUAGCAAGUUCUCCAGAUUUAAGGUUGAGUCUCAAAGAGGUAGAUAUCUACUGCUGCAGAGUAACCAAAAAUAAAGCUAAACGAGUGUUUGAAGAAAACCAACUUGGAGAUGUGGAAAUAAUUGUUGGAAGAUAAAUUUUGGUUGAACUUAGCAUUUUCUUCCUUGACUAAACGGCUUCAUUUCUCCAUAUUUAACACGUGAUGAC